Raphanus sativus (radish) is the source of this 1452-nucleotide messenger RNA. RefSeq names its product F-box protein DOR-like. Bases 79 to 1290 code for a protein of 403 amino acids. Gene Ontology annotation, molecular function: protein binding. NCBI's taxonomy places the organism in Eukaryota, Viridiplantae, Streptophyta, Magnoliopsida, Brassicales, Brassicaceae. The transcript has a single exon. The record is from RefSeq and is a predicted model, not a curated record.
CACAAACACAAAGAGUUCGAUACGAACUCAAGUCUUUCCAAGAACGUGGAUAACGAACUCCACGCAAGUGUCUCCGCCAUGCAACCACCGCGCUCGAAGGGUGGUGCUCCAACCACUUAUCGAGGCGUUACAAGAUCGAUGACCAGACGUCAACAACGCAACUCACUGCCGCUACCUGAAGACCUCGCUAUGGAGAUAUUCUCGAGGCUGCCGCCGAAGUCGAUAUCGAGAUUUCGCUGCGCAUCCAAGCUCUUCUCCUCCAUGCUUCGCAGCCAAUACUUCACAGACUCCUUCUUGACCAGAUCUUGCGCUCGCCCUCGGCUCCUUUUCGCAUGCGAAGAUCACGGAGAGUUUAUCUUCAUCUCGUCCCCUCAGCCCGAAAAUCCCGAAGAGAACUCGCACGUUGUAGCCUCAAACCCUCUUGCGUGUUUCCCACGUUCCAAUGGAUUCUACGGUUGUACCAACGGCUUCUUCUGUUAUGAACCUGACCUGUUCUUUAAGGGGCUGAAAAAGCCAGUGCGUGUUCCGGUGAUAUGUAACCCCAGCACGGGACAGUCCUUGACCACGCCUAGGUUGAUCUCGAAAAAGAGGUAUGGAGUGAAAAGCUAUCUUGGAUAUGAGCCCAUGAAGAAAGAGUUCAAGGUGUUGUCGAUGACUAAGUCGUUUGUGAGUGAUGAGUGGAACUCAAUGGAGCACCAGGUUCUGACAUUAGGAACAGAGAAACUGACAUGGAGGUUGGUCGAGUGUUGCAUACCACAUGUGCAUUCUUGUAAGUGGAUAUGCAUCAGCGGUGUUCUCUACUACGCAGCUAGAGCAGUCGGAUCUUAUGAGAAUGCUAUGGUAGUUUGUUUUGAUCUGAGGUCUGAGAAGUUCAGCUCUGUCAAGUUCGGUAAAGCAAUGCCUGGUUCAACAACUCUGGUAAACUACGAUGGGAAACUAGGUUUGCUUAUGUCUGGAGAUUCUCAUGAUAAUGUUACUCGAGCAACUUCAAGUCUUGAGCUGUGGGUUCUGGUUGACGCUGCAAAAGACGAGUGGUCCAAUCAUGUAUACGUGUUACCACCUUCCUGGGGGGAGGUUGUGGUUGCAGAGAUGACCAUGUGCAUUGCUGGAAUGGUUGGUACCAAUGAGAUCGUCUUGUCCCCGCGUUACCAAAGAGUACCUUACUAUGUCAUCUACUUCAACGUGGAAAGAAAGACCAUCACACAAGUUGGAAUCCAAGGACUGGAAGCGUUUCAGGGUAAGAGUUUCGACACCUAUGUCAACUAUGUUGAGAAUGUGAAGUUUCUUUAAGCAAUUUUAUAAGUGAGAGACGAGUGUAGUUUUCAUUUGUGUGUGUUUCGUUUUUUUUUCUAGCAUCUUAGUUUGAAAAAGCCCACCUGUUGUGGAUGAUAUAGGUAAUGUUCUUGGUACAGACUCUUUACGAAUGUAUAUACUAAUCCAAAACAGAAAAGU